Messenger RNA from Megachile rotundata (alfalfa leafcutting bee), 2388 nucleotides. RefSeq names its product RAS oncogene family member Rab2 (gene Rab2). Gene Ontology annotation, molecular function: GTPase activity; GTP binding. The record is from RefSeq and is a predicted model, not a curated record. Lineage: Eukaryota; Metazoa; Arthropoda; Insecta; Hymenoptera; Megachilidae.
UCCCGAAAGCUACCGAAGCGAUUUAGUGACGUCAUGCUGAAGCAGAAGAGAUAAGAAAGUCAAAAAAGUGAAGUUCUGUUUUCUAAUAUAUUCGCAACUCUUGUAGGUACCUUUGUUCUCUACGUGAUUUUGAAAAUGUCGUACGCAUACCUGUUUAAGUACAUCAUCAUUGGGGAUACAGGGGUUGGGAAAUCUUGUCUUCUUCUCCAAUUUACGGAUAAAAGAUUCCAGCCUGUUCAUGAUUUAACUAUAGGGGUAGAGUUUGGUGCUCGUAUGAUUACAAUUGAUGGAAAACAAAUCAAGCUUCAAAUUUGGGAUACUGCAGGUCAAGAGGCAUUCCGUUCUAUAACAAGAUCAUAUUAUCGUGGAGCAGCAGGAGCUCUAUUAGUAUAUGAUAUCACACGUAGGGAAACGUUCAAUCAUUUGACAACUUGGUUAGAAGAUGCGAGACAGCAUUCAAAUUCUAAUAUGGUGAUCAUGUUAAUUGGUAAUAAAAGUGAUUUGGAUAAUAGAAGGGAAGUGAAAAGAGAAGAAGGUGAAACUUUUGCGAGGGAACAUGGGCUAGUUUUUAUGGAAACCAGUGCAAAAACAGCAGCCAAUGUAGAGGAAGCAUUUAUCAAUACAGCAAAAGUAAUUUAUGAAAAAAUUCAAGAAGGUGUAUUUGAUAUAAACAAUGAGGCAAAUGGUAUCAAGAUUGGACCACAACAUUCACCUACAAGUCCUGGUGGUUUAGCAGGUACUGGUGGUCAAGGAAACACGCAAGGUGGUGGGUGCUGCUAGGGGCUGGGGGUUGCCUGUCCACCGCUUCAUCCUUCUCCAAUUUAAAUUAAUCUUUCUACUCCUGCUCUUCAUUUUAUUCUGAAUCAGUUACUUUGUAUAUUUUCUGCGCAUGCCGCAUUGCAAGGUAACAAGUGAUUAUUGGUGUAUUUAUUAUUUAAAAAAGACAUAUACACGUACUGAAUAGGAAUAUUAUAAGGUAAAAUGUUAUAUAUUGCUUAAAUCAUGAAAUCUAAUAAAGUUUUAAUUUACAGAUUGUCAGUGAUGUAAUUUUAUUAUUUUUAAAUAAUGUUUGUUGUAUCUUUUGUAUAUUUAAUUCUUCUGCAACUUAAUAACAUUAGCUGAUUUUAUUAGAUCCAUAAAAAUAGUUCAGUCUUUUAAUAUAUACAUACAUAUAUAUAUAUAUAAUCAAUUUUAUUUUUACAUAUGUAGUAAAAGGAAAUAGAAGUUACGUUAUUAACUCAGCACUACAUUUAACUUCCAUUAAUUUAUAUUUAAAAUCAUUGAAUUUCUAUUUCAAUACAUUAAAAGUAAGAAUGAAAAAUUAAUUACAUAUUGGAUACUGAUCAAGCGGUAAAGGAUAGGCAGUUGUAUUCGAUGUUUUGUAUUUGUUCACAUUGUAUAUUGUAUGUAUUGUGCACUGAUCUUUCAAAUUUGAUUUAAUUUAAUACUAAAUCAUAGUUACUAACAUAUGAAUCAAAGUCAUUUGUCAAAGAUAUGAUUUACUCUUGACUACCCAAGGCGACACCAUGUAUAUGAAUGUAUCAAUGUAUGAAAUUAUGAAUAUAUAAUACAUAUAAAUCAAUUUUAUCCUAAGGCCUAUUUAACCAAAUAAUCGUAAUUACUUAAUUGUGUGGUUGGUAUUGUUAUAUCUGGUAUCCUACAUUACAAAGAUGUCUUUAUCAAGAUAUUUAUCAAAAUGAAUUUUUAUCAUUUUUGUUUUAAAAAGGGAAAGAAAAUUUAUUAAAUUUUAUAUUCGUAGCCAAUAGUGGUAAUACCAAUCAAAAAUAUAGAAAAUAUUAAUACUACCUGUAUUAUGUAAACUUCAAUUUAAACAAAACUCAUCCACAUGUAUAUUUUUUAGUUUUAUAAUAAGUUUAAUAUUUUUCAAUUUGUUUAGUAUAAAAGGAUCUGAUUAAACGUAAAAAGUAUGCUAUCAAAGUAGUGUAUUUCGGCAUAUUUAUGGAAGUGAUAGUUGACGAACAAUUAUAUAUCAACCUAAAUGAUAUUUUAUAAAGGGAAAUAAAAGAUCAAAUUUGUUUAGUUAAUAUAAAUUAAUUUUGUACUUAUCGCAAUUACAACAUAGCGAAGAUUAAGAUGCAUAUUAAUACAAUGUCAAGUGGAUGUAAAAAUUAAAACAUUUCAACUAUUUGUUCCCGAAUAAAUGCGAAGUAGGGCAGAUAUACGAUACACGUUAAUUUUUACAUUCAAAUGACACUGCACUUAGCGUGCUGUUUUAUUGUAACAAUAGGUAUAAUUUGGUUUGCAAAGAAAUGCGAUAAAUUACAAUUUAUUAAUUGUUACUGUCAAGCUUUAAAAAUGUGUGGUUUACUUUCUAUCUGUACAUAAAUAUGAUAUACCUUUUUAAUUGAAAUAUAUACGUGCACAUGA